Tetranychus urticae (two-spotted spider mite) is the source of this 938-nucleotide messenger RNA. Its product is annotated as apolipoprotein D-like. The record is from RefSeq and is a predicted model, not a curated record. Gene Ontology annotation, cellular component: cytoplasm. Gene Ontology annotation, biological process: response to reactive oxygen species; lipid metabolic process. NCBI's taxonomy places the organism in Eukaryota, Metazoa, Arthropoda, Arachnida, Trombidiformes, Tetranychidae.
AAUAUUAAACAGAUGAAUCUGUCAGAAUCAAAGUUAUCUUUUUGUAUUUCUAAAUGGUAGAAAUGAUUAUUAGAUAAAAUCUUGAAAUUCAGGUAUUUAAGGAGUGAAAAACAAGUUUGCUAUUAGUUGUCGAUUUACAAAUCAUUUGUGAAUACAUUUACUUUAAUAAACAGUUAACCUGUUAACCAUCAAAAAUGAAACAAUUUUUUGUUCUCUGUGUUUUCUCAUUAUCAUUUGCUCCAGUCUUUGAAACUAGAGAUCUAUCUCAACAUAAUGCCAUCAGGACUUUUAUUGCACCAGCAGGUUGUCCUGAGCCCACUCGACUCCCUCAACCAUUUGACCUAGCAAAAUACCUCGGUGAUUGGUAUGAAAUAAAGUCAACUGGACCAAUUUUUGAGUAUGGUCUCCGUUGUACUCAAUUUAAUUACAAAUUGGACAACGCUACUGGUAACAUUGCUGUCAACGAAACUGGCGUUAUUUUUUCUGGGCAAAAAUUUUCCAGUCUUGGAGUUGCAGUACCAUCUGCACAAGACAACGUCUACUCAAUCAAAUUUCCUAAUUACGCAACUUACGGACAGUAUUGGGUUGUUGACACUGAUUAUACCAAUUAUGCCUUAGUUGUUUCCUGUUACACUGCAUUCUCACAUGAUGUUUGGAUACUCUCAAGAAAACCAACAUUGGACGAUGGUAUUGUCGAAAAGUUGGUUGCUAAAUUAGACUCGGUUGGAAUUCAUAACACUAAACUCUCUGAAACAAUCCAGAAUUGUUGAUUUAAAUCAUAUUAUUAGCGAUCAAAUUUGAACCAAAUUAAGAGCUAAUGUAUCCUAACCUCCGAACAAUAUUUACUACCAAGCAUUGCAAAUUAUGCUCCAGAUCGAUCUAAAUGAUAAAUUCUGUAACCUUUAAAUAUAAGGUAAUAAACGUUCAUUUCAAAAAGA